UCUUCUUAAAGCUUCAUUCAUCCAACACUUGUUGCUUCAAACUGCGUUUCCAUAUUCUGUUCUGCUUCCACUUGUUUAACAUGAAAACACCUCAUCCUCACUACCAUGAUGAUGAUUGAUGCUACUUUCCUAAUCAGUAGUUAGCUUAGGAAAGAUGCAAAGCUUCAACACAACAACCGAAUCAGAAUCAAUUUCACCACUCUAUUGCCAUUCUCCCUUCUUUCACCGGGGAAAUGACACCAGCCGAAAUCCAUCGCGUUUCUCGGAUCUUCAGCAUUCUUUUCGACAACACGAUGCCGUUGAUUUAAGCUCAAGUUCUGUGUUUGGUGGAAAGUCGAGCAAUGUGGCUGUUGUUGCAAGCAACUUACAGUGUGGGACAUUCAACACGAACCUUGGGUGUGCAGAAUUUGAUUCCACCGAGCAGGGACCUAUGUUUCAGAGAGGAACAACUGUGUCCAUGGCCACGGGGAACCAGCAUGUUGAGAACUGGGCAGAUGAUGGCCACCCCACUGAAGAUACUUGCACUGAUAUAGACACCGAUGAUAAAAAUCAAUGUUUCUCAACUGUGUCUUGGUGCAAUGGAGUUGGGGACGGGGCACUUGUAGUUGUGGACUCUCAUGAUCAAAGUAAGACUAGGGUUAAAGCUGAAGACCAGAAGACUGUUCGUAGGCUAGCUCAGAAUCGGGAGGCUGCGAAGAAGAGUCGGUUGAGGAAAAAGGCAUAUGUGCAACAAUUGGAGAACAGCCGAGUUAGGCUUGCGCAAUUAGAGCAAGAACUUCAACGGGCACGUCAGCAGGGUGCAUUUAUUGCAACUGGAAUCCCGGGGGAUCGCGGUCAUUCUAGUGUUGCAAAUGGUGCUUUAGCAUUUGACAUGGACUAUGCCCGUUGGGUUGAUGAGCAUCAACGGUUGAUCAUUGAUAUAAGAUCAGCUAUAAAUUCUCAAAUGGGUGAGAAUGAACUGCACCUUCUUGUAGAUGGAGCCAUGGCACAUUAUGAUGAAUUAUUUAGGUUGAAGAGCAUAGGGGCAAAGGUUGAUGUAUUUCACAUACUUUCUGGGAUGUGGAAGACACCAGCAGAAAGAUGCUUCAUAUGGCUCGGUGGAUUUCGUUCAUCUGAACUUCUCAAGAUAGUUAGAAACCAGCUUGAGCCGUUAACCGAACAGCAGUUGAUGGGCAUUUACAAUCUGCAGCAGUCUUCCCAGCAGGCAGAGGAUGCAUUAUCACAAGGCAUGGAAGCAUUGCAGCAGUCUCUUUCAGAGACACUUUCGUCCUCCUCUCUAGGGCCCUCUGGUUCUGAAAAUGUUGCUGAGUACAUGGGCCAAAUGGCAAUUGCAUUGGGCAAGCUUGCCACACUAGAGAAUUUCCUUCAUCAGGCUGACCUAUUGAGGCAACAAACUCUGCAACAGAUGCGUCGAAUUUUGACCACGUGCCAAGCUGCUCGUGCUCUCCUUGUGAUAAAUGAUUACGUUACACGGCUUAGAGCUCUUAAUUCAUUAUGGUUAGCGUGUCCCAGAGAGUACUAGGUGCCACACUGAGGAACAAUACUUGUUUACCAUGAUAUAAUCUUCUCGGGAAGUUGCUACUUACUGCAUCUUGAUCUGUACAAGUUUUAACUUCUGAGAAAUUUGUAUAUUAUUGGCAUGUUCAAGCGGAUGUUGUGCCAAUGUUAUGCGUAGAAAUAGAAUCACGUAGGCGUAAAUGCAAAUCAUUGUCACCUUUCCACUUACUACUAGAUAGCAUCACGUUUUUUUUAUAUAUAAAAUCAUCAUAGUUUUGGUGUUUAA
This is a messenger RNA of Glycine soja, 1783 nucleotides long. RefSeq names its product transcription factor TGA2.3-like. The transcript is spliced from 11 exons. Gene Ontology annotation, molecular function: sequence-specific DNA binding; DNA-binding transcription factor activity. The coding region runs from base 155 to 1522 and encodes 455 amino acids. The record is from RefSeq and is a predicted model, not a curated record. Gene Ontology annotation, biological process: regulation of DNA-templated transcription; DNA-templated transcription. Lineage: Eukaryota; Viridiplantae; Streptophyta; Magnoliopsida; Fabales; Fabaceae.